CACAACCCAAUAAAUAGACAUACAACGUGUCAGUUCCGUGCUUCCUUAUCGACUGUGAGAAGUGUUUUGGAGUCAUGAAAGUUCUUCUGUUAGCCGCGUGUAUUGCAGUUGCGUGUGCCGCACCACGUGAGAGGGCAGUUUUCGGUAUCUGUGUUGAAAUGUGUACCAGCAACUCCUGCCCGGCGGGACAGAGCUGUCGAUCAAAUGGGUGUGGCCAUACCUGUCAAUCAGAUUCCACAUUCGCCAUUAACCACCUUCCUCAAUGCAGUCUGAUGUUGUGCGAUCUCUACUGCCCGAACGGGUUCGCUACUGGAAAAGACGGGUGCCCAACCUGUACUUGCAAUCACGGUUCGCCCUUUCACAUUCUGCCGAUUUAACGAGUGUAUAAACAUAAUUUUUAAAAACGACAAAUGAUUAAAUGGAAAUAAAAUUA
Gigantopelta aegis is the source of this 433-nucleotide messenger RNA. Its product is annotated as WAP four-disulfide core domain protein 18-like. NCBI's taxonomy places the organism in Eukaryota, Metazoa, Mollusca, Gastropoda, Neomphalida, Peltospiridae. Bases 75 to 377 code for a protein of 100 amino acids. The record is from RefSeq and is a predicted model, not a curated record. The transcript is spliced from 3 exons. Gene Ontology annotation, molecular function: serine-type endopeptidase inhibitor activity.